Monodelphis domestica (gray short-tailed opossum) is the source of this 5095-nucleotide messenger RNA. It is a transcript of the gene SH2B3, whose product is annotated as SH2B adaptor protein 3. The record is from RefSeq and is a predicted model, not a curated record. Gene Ontology annotation, biological process: intracellular signal transduction. Gene Ontology annotation, molecular function: transmembrane receptor protein tyrosine kinase adaptor activity. Gene Ontology annotation, cellular component: plasma membrane. NCBI's taxonomy places the organism in Eukaryota, Metazoa, Chordata, Mammalia, Didelphimorphia, Didelphidae.
AUGCCGAUGAUGCCCACUACCCGUCACCACUCUUCAGAAGUGGGCAGGGCUGCACCAGCUCCAGGAGUAAAGCCCCAACCAGGAAUGAGUCACCCUGCUUUGGCUCAGGAGGACGCAAUUGCUUUUUUCAGUGGGGACAACACUCUAGUCACUGGUUGGAGCACAGGAGAAGGGCAGGCAGGGCUGGAGAAUGUCACCAGGCCUUCGUGGGGCCGCAUUGGGGGAGUCGAUUGGCCGAUUCCUGGCAGCACCUACAAGGCGCUCAUAGGCUUGUGGAACAAGCAGCAGCUCCCACUGGGGAUACCCGGACUUGAGGAAGCUCAAACCAUCUUUGUUCCACAGGGUUCAAAGCCCAAGCUCCAGGCUGCUUGUUCUUCCAUUCAAGAGAUCCGGAGAUGCACCCGCCUGGAAAUGCCCGACAACCUCAACACCUUUGUCCUGAAGGUGAAUAAUUCAACCGACAUCAUCUUCGAGACGGGGGAUGAGCAACAGCUGAAUUCUUGGACCACAGAGAUAAGAGAAUGCAUGAACCGAGGGUCAGAAGGAGCUGAGCUAGAAUCGCAGGCGCCUUCCCUUCUGGACCCUGGUUUAUCCAACUCUCCCACCGGGAGUACCGACUCCCUUAACCAAGGUGCCUCACCUGGUGGGCUGCUUGACCAGGCCUGUCAGAAAACGGACCACUUCCUGUCCUGCUACCCCUGGUUUCACGGCCCCAUCUCCCGAGUGAAGGCAGCUCGGCUGGUGCAGUUACAGGGUCCUGCGGGGCACGGGGUGUUCCUGGUCCGGCAGAGCGAGACGCGACGGGGGGAGUACGUCCUCACGUUCAACUUCCAGGGCAGAGCCAAGCAUCUCCGCCUGUCGCUGACCGAACAAGGGCACUGUCGGGUGCAGCACCUGCACUUCCCCUCCAUCGUGGACAUGCUACAUCACUUCCAGCGCUCCCCCAUCCCCCUCGAGUGCGGGGCCGCCUGCGACGUCAAGCUCUCCAGUUACGUGGUGGUCGUCUCCCCCACCCCAGGUUCAAGCAACACCGUUCUGCUGCCUUUCUCCGUCCACCGCUGGAGCUCUGAAUUGGGCCUUCCUCCCCUUAGCUCCUCUGGCUGCGCCCACAUGCUUAUCCCCGAGGACCUCCCGCCCUCCAGGUCCUCUCCCUCGGAGCAGAUCUUCCACCUGCUGCCCCCACCUGAGGAACUGGCCAACAGCCUACGGCACCUGGAGCAGGCGGCGGAGCCUGCGAGCCAAGCCCGGGGGGACUCCGAUUACGAGAUGGAUUCCCCCAACCGGGGGCACGUGCGGGCCAUAGACAAUCAGUACACGCCUCUCUGAAGGAGGCCGGCCCUGGCGGCGCCCCCCCUACACCCCCCUGCUUGGCAGCCUCCCCCACCUCACGGAAGCAUCAUGCACUUUGACCUGUAGAGUUGGGGACUUCUGAAUGUACCUCUAUCUUUCUUCUUGCUAGACAGAGACUGUACAAAGGAUGUUGUUGAUUGUUCAUUCCAGUUUGGAUGCGACCCUAUUAGGCCUGUUAAAGGGCCUGUUGUUUAAUCCUCUUACUCUUGUUUUUAUUCUACAACUUUCUAAUUCCUGUUUACAGAAAUAGUUGCUGUUGAGUUGCCCACAUCCACAGUGCUUGGAGUCCAGGGAGGGGUCCCUCGGGGCAGCCAUGGAGCGCCCCGUCCCCCACUCCCCACCCGGGCCAGUGGUUCCGGCUGCACAAAAGUGCCCCCAAGAAUGACUUAGGACAAGGAGGGAUCCAAAUGAGCUAAGAGACGAGGACCAGAGGCCGUGGCAGAAAACAUACUUUCUCUUUCACAGACAAACGGGCAAAGACAACUGUACCGAUUUCUAAUAAGUGGGUCAGGAAACCCUAAACACUAAUGCCCCAGAAUACAAACCCCGUGUCACCAGCUAAGGAAGAGGAAAAGGCGGGACAGCCAUGUCUCCUGCCAUCGCUCACCAGUGCUUUGGCUAACCCUGCUUCCACUUGAGGCUUACGUGGAAAGUUAACAUGAAAACAACAACGACAAAAACAUUUUUACCUCAGAUGAGUUCUUCAAGGAGGUUUCUAACCUAAACGGUUGCUUGCUUUUUAUUGCACUGUUUAGACUAAUAAAAAUGCUAUUUUUGUAGUUAAAAGAGAUAUGAAAAUGUUACUUCGCUAGUUCAUGGGCACAUUUUGGUCCACUAUGGAAUUCUCAGGAAAAAUCACUUUUCUAUUCUAAAAAAAUGACCAUGGGCUACCAUCAGAAACAAACCGAGAAAAGUGAAGUGUGUCACACCUUGAGGGAAACGAAAGUUAUGACUGCCUUGGGAGGACAGCGGGGAAGAAGUUCUAUCCCUGUGCCUUAUUUAUAAAGAACUGGCUCCUAUUAACUUCUCAGUAGGCAUUAGGAGGGAUGGGGGGGAUCGUAGCUCCUAGACUUUUUCACUAAAGGUAAGGGGGUACCUGUAGUUUUUCCCACAAUCCCAUGAAUGAGUUAUUUUUAUUGUAGGACCUAAAAUGGAAGCUAGGAUUUCAGGGCCAUGGCCAGUAAGACUGUGUAAAGUACUCAGUGCAUAAUAAACUUCCUGUUCUAUUUGCAAGCCAGCCAGUCACUGCUUAAUUGAUAUUUUUUGGUGAAGCGGGGAUGUGUGGAGACACACAGAAACAAGCCAGACACCUCUGAAUCUCAAUGUUCAUACUCUCGACCUGUCCUUUUCCUUUGACUAACUAGAUAAUUCUCAAGGGUGGAGACCCAGCCACAGCAACAGAAUGGAGACAUCUCACUGUUCUUCCAACCCAGAAUUUAGGUAGCCACCCUCUCAUGCUAGGAUGAGGGGGGGGGGGGGGGGGGGAAGAGACACUCCAGAAGCUAAAAUCAAAUGUUUGCCAACAUCAGACACAUGCGAUUUUGUAAAUCUAAACGUGAAGAUCUAAUGUUGCUUUUAGAACAUUUUAUAGGACACGUUAAUAGAAUUCCUAACCAUUAUAGCUUUCCCUUUCCUCUGGGUUGUGGGAGAAUAAUUUGACCCUAUGGGGUACUUUUAAUGGUGGCUAGUUAACUUGAUAAUAUUCAAGUCUAUCUAUCAGCCGGACUAUAACCCCAAAUUUAGCUCUAGAGUUAUUGUGAGGAAAGUGCUAUAGAGACAGAAGCAGUUUUCGUUCUUCUCACUGGAAUGAGGAUCGAAGAAAGAGCUGUCCCUGACCCCAGUGAAUACUAGAGAUUGUGGCUUCUGUUUCCAAGGCCUCCUUCCUCACCUACCCAAGAUCUUUCCAUUGACAACUCGGUACACUACACUACGUAUGAACGUGAUCAAAGGCUCUAAGCAAUGUUUCAAAUAAUCUCUUCCAAUUUGGCAGUGAAUCAAGGCUCAGCCUUGAAGCCAGGAAGCCCCAGAGUUCAUGUCUUGCCUCAGACACAUCCUGGCGGUCACUCACCUCCUCAGGGCAACAAGUGCAGAGAAGGUGCCACGGCUUACAUUAGUAAAGGGAUCUUCCUCACCUGGGAGAACCCUCUACUCAAUGAAAUCACAGGGCCAGGCCAUUCCAAAAGAGAAAAAAUCCUCAUAAAACAUUAGAGGUGGCGAGUCAAUGAUGACAACUCCCUGGGAAAGAAUCUUUCUCCUUCCUGCAAUUCUUUCUAGGUUUUGCAUGGCUUCUUCAACCUGGGUUAUCACCAUACGAGUCUGCCCCUCCAGCUACACACUCUUGUGUGUAUUGAGAAGGAAUUCAUCUUGAGCCAGAGAAACCAGCCUCCAGUCCCUUGUACUCAUCAAAUCCUCACAGAACAGAACUGAUAGAUAUUUGCAGUUAGAACUUGGAUUCCUUGAAAAAGGGUAGGCCCUCUCAUUCAACCAUAUGCCCACACUGCUUCAAUACAAAAUCAUUCAAACUUUCAAUUCUCCGAAGGCUCCCACUCCCUGAUUCAACAGCUUGAAUGUAUUAUCUCACAAAAAGUGAGAUUUUUAGGCCUACAAAAGGUGACCCUAAACUGCUGCCAUCUCUUUCUUCUACCACAGUUUCAGCUGGAGAAAAUGGAGUAUAUGUCCUUUCUUGGCAGGCAGAUGUUCUGCCUCAAUGGCAUUCAUAGCAUUCUCCUUCUCUAGACAACUUCCCGAGGACAAGCAUGACCGCCAAAUGGAGAGCCUUCUCUGUAGCUCCUGCCACACCUGCCAUCACACCAAGUGUCCUUCCUCAAACCACCUUUAUUCUGAGCAACACGGUUCUUGAAAAACACACAAACCAACAACUUUUCUGAAGACCCCUAAAGAUGAGCAUCACGUUUCUGAGAAUAGUUUCAGUGUCUACGAUACUAUUCAACCCAUUUUUCCUAACUGUAGUGAAGAGAAUCAUUGUAGCAUCAAUUACAUUUUGUCUCCCGACAUUCUCUACCCUGUGUUUCUGGUAUCUCUGUAUCUGGUCUAAGACUGGACAAAGCAAUUCAAAAGGGGGGAAAAAAACCCCAACAGCACCAAAGAAUUAAGCCCACUAACCUGCCUUGAAUUCUAGACCAGCAAUCCAAAUAGUUUUAUCUGGUAAAAAUCCUCUGCCUCUGUUAAUUUCUGGACUCUUGGUACAGAGGAAUAACAACCAUUUUUAAUGUUGUGGACCAGAGAACACUAUUUUUUAUAUAACAUUUACUUAGCUUGCAAAAUUAUCAUGGAUGGUUCCAUCCUAGGCCAUUACCUUCAUGGUUUCCACCCAUGGCUUGUUCUAUCUCUACAGAUGUUGGUGGCGCUCCCCCCUUCCCCCACAAGCAAUGGGGGCUCAACAGUGUACUCCAUUAUCCUUAGUCUUUUACCCAAAAUGCAUUUUCAAUCCAGCAUUUGUUGGGCUAGAAUGAGUGGUGCAUUCUUUUAGGUAUAAAAAUGUACUUAACAAAACACAAUAAAGUAGAUUCAUCUUGUAUCUUUAAAACAGAGAGCUCUUGACAUAUUUGUCAUGUACUUCAAUAUUCCUGUGAGAGCGGUUAGCCCACGUGACAUCUGUAAUGACAGAACAGGGCCCCAGGGGAAAGUAUGGAUGAAUUGUAAUCAAUUGAAUAACUUAUUCUGGAAUGAUACAGAUUUGCUAUAAUGUACAAACUGCUAAAUGAAUAAAAACAUGUUUUGAGAA